Molecule: messenger RNA, 270 nt
Organism: Alternaria burnsii
Lineage: Eukaryota; Fungi; Ascomycota; Dothideomycetes; Pleosporales; Pleosporaceae
Product: lsm domain containing protein
Exons: 3
Coding region: 1-270 (89 amino acids)
Biological process (GO): mRNA splicing, via spliceosome; maturation of SSU-rRNA
Cellular component (GO): U4/U6 x U5 tri-snRNP complex; nucleolus; sno(s)RNA-containing ribonucleoprotein complex
Molecular function (GO): RNA binding
Source: RefSeq, a predicted model, not a curated record
AUGUCCACCAACGGCGAAAGCCCAGCACCCGAAGCCGCCGGCGACUCAAGAGAUCCUAGCGGCUUUCUCAGCGAGAUCAUCGGAGCUCCCGUCACUGUCAAGCUGAACUCUGGCAUCAUCUACAAAGGUGAUCUCCAGUCAGUAGAUGGCUACAUGAAUAUCGCAUUGGAACGAUGCAAGGAGGUCUCUGAGGGACGCGUCACUCGGAAUUGGGGGGAUGCUUUCGUCCGUGGUAACAACGUUACAUACAUUUGCGCAGACAAUGCGUGA